UAAGAUUCAAUUCUUCUUUAAUUUAAUUUAUUUAUAAAAUUUGUAUUACUUAUAUGAAAACGUAAUGUCAAAUUAAUUACAGUUUAAAAAGUGUAAACAAGUGAAAAUAAUUAAAAAUCUCAAAAUAACAGAUUUAUCUAAUUGAUUUGCAAUACAAACACAGAGUACGUAAUCAUCUACCAAUAAAUUAUAAUGUACACAUCCUCGUGUCUAUAAUAAUAUAUUUCAGUUAAAAUAUACGCACAUAACUUAAACUGAAAUGGUUUAAGUUAUACUAAUGUCUAAAAUCUUAUUUGAGAAGCUUGAGUCAUAUAACAAAAAUUUAUUUCUAUAAAUUAAUAAUUAUAAAAUAAUCAAUAAUAUAUCAUUAAAAAAAUAAAGUUAAUCAGUUAAAGGUAUUACAACAAAUUACGAUUUGCCUAAAAUUUAUAAGAAUUUUAAUAGACGAUACAGCAAUUUAUUGUUGAAGUAUUAAUUUUAAAAAUAGAUCAAGAGGUACACUUUAUCGCCGCAUAAAAUAAAUGCAUAUAUUUUCAGUAAAAACAAUAUACAUACGUACAUUUAUAUAAAUUCCAAUAAAAUAUUUGAAGAACACAAUAAAAAGGAGCAACUAAUUCUAUUUCAACGAUAAUGGGCAUAAUGUGGAAAAAUAUUUUUUUAUUGCUUUUGAUAAAAUCUGCCAUCGCAGGAACUUUAGAAGUUCUCAAUUCAAUUGAAAUUCAAAUCGAACACAACAUAAAGGAUAAACCUAUUUUAAAUACAAGUGAAAUAAUUACAAGCGACUUAACCGAACCUUUUAUAUAUUAUGUAGACCCGUCCUCUUUCGCAGAUGUAUACGAUGAAGAGAGUUGUAUGAUUUUCAGCCAUAAUAAAUCUUUUGUCCAAAAUGAAUCAUAUUGUAAAUGGAUAUGGGAAAAGCAUUUAUGUUGGCCGUCAACCCCUGCUGGUAGUAUUAUUCGUCAGCAAUGUCCAAAUUUUUCGGAAACAUUGAAAAAUUACUUUGCAGAAAGGAUUUGUGGUCUUAAUGGAGAGUGGAUUGAAAAUUCCGAAAUACAUAUUACUCGAAAAAAUUAUAAUAGUUGGGCUAAUUUAUCAAACUGUUUUAAAUUAGAAAUUUGGGAUUUAAAAAAUAGUACACUUGAGGUAACAAAAAAAUUCGACUUAAUUAAAAACGUAACCCAAGAAACUUUUGGAAAUUUUACAACACCUACAAAGGAAACUUCUAUGAUUACGAAUAUUGAUAACGAAUCUGACAUUCACUAUAUUGAUCAUUUGAUUUCUACAAGUAUUGAUAGCGAAUAUAAAUGUCUAUCUAAUUACAAUGAAACGUCAGUUUAUAAUGCAAUUUAUUGUAAUUGGACAUGGGAUAAAUACUUGUGUUGGCCCUUAACACCUGCGGGAACUAUAGUACGUCAAAAAUGUCCAAGUUUAAUAGGUGUAAUCAAAGAUCAUUACGCAGAAAGAGCGUGUGGCUAUAAUGGCAGAUGGAUUGGCAAAUUCGAAUCACAGACAUCGUUAAACAAUUCAAAUGGUUGGACAAAUUUUUCAAAUUGCUUCAGGGGAGAAGUCUGGGAUCUAAUAGAAAAAUGUAAUACAGGCGGUAAUUGUGAUGAAAAGUAUGAAAUUGCUAAACGUACAAGAAUUUUAGAAACAACUGGAUUAAUAUUGUCUUUUUUUACACUUUUGCUGUCUUUAAUAAUAUUUUUUAAUUUUCAAAGUUUACGGAAUUCCAGAACAAAAAUUCACAAAAACUUAUUUAUUGCUAUGGAAAUUCAAGUGAUAAUUCGUUUAAUUAUUUAUUUUGACCAAAAAAUAACAAGACAAAAUGUUGAUGCAUCUCAAUUAUCAUCAAGUGGAAUCGAAAACACUCCGUACUUAUGCGAAUUCUUGUAUUUCCUUUUGGAAUAUGCUAGAACGGCUAUGUUCAUGUGGAUGUUAAUUGAAGGAAUUUAUUUACACAGUGGUGUUACAUGGAUAACAGGAACAAGAAGAUUUCCAUAUAUCGCUUAUGCAAUUAUAGGUUGGGGAGCACCGUUAUUAAUGACUGCGGUUUGGGAAUUUUUUACGGUAAAAUAUCAUAAAGGCGAAAAAUGUUUGUUCAAUUACAAUUUGACCCCAUAUUAUUUAAUAUUGGAAGGUCCACGCCAUGCUGUCAUUUUGUUAAAUCUUAUUUUUUUGUUAAACAUUAUAAGAGUGUUAGUUAUGAAACUAAGGCAAAGCCACAGUAGCGAUCUGGAUCAAGUUAGAAAAGCAGUUCGUGCAGCAAUUGUAUUACUACCACUUCUAGGAAUAGCUCAUAUACUAUUUUAUUUUGAGCCAACCGACAAAAGUGUCCUUAUAUUUGCUAUUUGGUCAUAUACAGCGCAUUUUCUUCGUUCCUUUCAAGGCUUCUUCAUAGCACUAAUAUAUUGUUUCAUGAAUGGUGAAGUUCGUACUGCUAUAGCAAGAAGUUUGAUGAUUUAUAUGUCAUUAGAAGACAGAAACUGGUUUCAACAUCGAUCAUCUAUGUUCUCUGGAACUUACUUUCCGGACACUGAAACUCAAAUGGACAAUUCCAACAAAAAAAGCUCUUCUCCAAGGUCUAGAUCCAAUAGAAAACAUAGCAAUCAAAAGAAGUGGAUAUUCUGCAAUUGUUUUUCAAAUCGAACUUUAAACGAACAACAGAGAACUGCAGUUCCUGAGUCAAUUAUAUUUGAACUCUCAGAACAUUGACAUUUUUCCAAUAAUAGUGAUUAAAAUUCAUAAAUUAUGUGUAUAUGUACAUAUGUAGAUAUUUAUUUACAAGUACUUAUAAACUUUUAUUUUUUAUUGUAUAGGAAAAAACAAUACAUAUGCAUACAUGUGUGCAUAUACAUACAUAUAUAUUUGUAACGAUAA
This is a messenger RNA of Condylostylus longicornis, 2877 nucleotides long. It is a transcript of the gene Pdfr, whose product is annotated as PDF receptor. The transcript is spliced from 13 exons. Gene Ontology annotation, cellular component: plasma membrane. Gene Ontology annotation, molecular function: G protein-coupled peptide receptor activity; peptide hormone binding. NCBI's taxonomy places the organism in Eukaryota, Metazoa, Arthropoda, Insecta, Diptera, Dolichopodidae. The coding region runs from base 631 to 2712 and encodes 693 amino acids. The record is from RefSeq and is a predicted model, not a curated record. Gene Ontology annotation, biological process: cell surface receptor signaling pathway; adenylate cyclase-modulating G protein-coupled receptor signaling pathway.